AGGUUUUCAGUUAUUAUGAGCUGAUUUAAAAAAGAACCCUAACACUCCGCACCAUGACAGAAACCUCUCAUUGCUCUCACCACUGAACAGUCUAUGACGUCAUUGUGACGUCAUCUGAAUCUGUGACGUCAUCUGAAUCUGUGACGUCACGCACCCUCUCAUGUCCUUGUACGAUGAAAAUUUAGUAGACAAUCCCUUCUUCCAGGAGGUCCUUCGUCAUGAGGACUUUCUUAACGAAAUCAUCGCCAAUAAAUUGACUCUGUGUGUACCAUGUAUAGGAAGUUUCAACAAGAAACACCAACUAACCCUGGAGGAUGUAGAAACUCACACUAUCUCCAGAGAUGAGGAGGUGGAAGGUAUGUUCAGAACGUACAACAACAGAACGUUAUCCACGGAAACGAAGGGCUUUAAAACCCUGGAUAACUUUGACGAAGAGAAAGUCGUUAAAGUACUGUUCGAGGAGACCUUCUUUCUUGAUGAGUCUAGGUACAUUAAUGUGAUCUGUGUUGACUCUAGGUUUGACUGUGCGUCACUAACCGGCUACACUGACAUCAAGUGUGACACUCUCCAACAAUGCACUCAGUUUCUAUUCGACGAGAACACUCCCUGGGCACGUGCACAACUGGACGACAUCCUACAGAAAUGCGUGGUAUCCCACAAGAGCGCUGGAAUGUGUCUCAAGGAGCUGGUUACCAACACCAAGAGGUCCUUUCAGAGGUGCUUGGACAUUGUGGAGAAGGACUUUCACUUCUCUAGGAAAGUCCUGACGAACCCAAACUUCCAGAUGUUCCUGGAGCUGAGCGUGGAGUUUUACGUCAUGACGUACCUCCAUCAGACGAUAUUCGCAGAGUUAUGCUACAUAUUUGGUGCGAAAGACGCGGCUGUUAACAAAACACUUCGGAAUCUAAGUCAAGUAAAACCGGGCGAGAUUGAGGAUCUAAACUCAGUGUUCUUCACAUCCCUGCCCCUGUCCCAGGCGAAGAUGGCUCAGUUGAACUGUGAGCAGAGUCCGAGAGAGAAGGUGCGGUUACUGUGCGACUGUUUAACGUGUCUACCUAACGCGUCCAGCACCGGACAAGCCAUGUCCAUGGACGACCUGCUCCCCUUACUCAACUACCUCAUCAUCAAGUCUGAGGUGCCUAACUGGCUAGCAAACCUGUGUUACAUGCAGCAUUUCACCUUCGCGCAGUACAGUCCGGACGACAGACACGGGUUUACCUUGGUCUGUUUUGAGGCGUCUCUGGAGCAUAUCCGGAACGGGAGUCUGAACUAUCUGAUAGCCCCGGCUAACCAGGGAAGUGUGGAGGCUAUCUCUCUCUAUGAUACCACUUUCUCCCCCAUACAGAUACUGCAGAAUUGUGUGUUAUUGAACAGAUGUGAUGAUCUGGCGCUCAUUCUAGGUCUAGUAUCCACUCCGGUCCGAGGGACUGCAAAACCCCUCCCCACCUCCACCAACUCCAGAGUAACCAUGGUAACCAGCUCUAACGACGUUAAGAGGUGCCAUCCUCUCUGUUCGUGUGAUGUUUGUGAGAAGAGCAUUCUCAAUCUGCGCUGGAAGGACAUUACUGUGGGAACUCCCUUCAACUCUUCAGGAGUGAGUAUCCUGCACAUAGCCGCCCAGAACAACUACACGAACAUGUUGGAGCUGCUGCUGGAGCAGGGGGCUGAUGUUAACAUAGUGGACAGUGCCGGACGUAGCGCGCUCCAUUUGGCGUGUCACCGCUCCAUCUGCGCUAGUUCCGUCCUACUGCUUAUAGCACACAAGGCUAAUGCCAACACAGGAGAUAAUUUGGGGAGGACGCCUCUACACGAAGUUUGUGAGCGAGGUCACACUGACAUCUUGCAGAGUAUGAUAUACCAGAAGAUCAAUCUCCGUGUCAAUGCAGAGGCGCACAAUGGAGACACACCGUUGCACCUAGCUGCAAGGUACGGUUACGGAGACAUUGUAUCCCUCCUGCUGGAUGUUGGAGCAAGUAUGAGCAUCAGGAAUAACAAAGGAGAAACCCCUCUCUCCUCAGCUCACAGCAAAUACAUCUCACAUAUACUGCAGCUGUUCAGCAGUGAGCUGGAAUUGGAGCAGAUCAAAAAGAGAUCAGUUACUUGUAACUUGAACGAGGAGCAAGAGAAGUUGUUCAGACUUUGCGCAGAGGGGGAUUUACAGAUGAUCAAACAUAAGCUUAAUCUAAGGGCAUUCAGAACAUCCAGCAUGACGCGACCCCGCCUGCAGUCCAUCAAGACGAAGUGCCACCCGCUGUGUCAAUGUGAAGAGUGUUUUGAAGCGGUGGAGCAGUCCCCCGUCUCCCGGACCUGCUCCGCAACUCGGAUCAUUAUACACUUCUCCACAUUGCAGCGCUGUACGGUCACGCUGACCUGGCUCUGCUCUUUGCGGGACAUUUUAACUGGAUGCUGGAUGCAGUAACUGCCCGACAUAAGUUAUCUCCCCUUCAUCUGGCCUGUCAAUACAACAACGAACCUAUAGUCGACAUCCUCAUAACAGCUGGCUGUGCAGUGAACUGCAGAGAUGCGCAAGGGAACACCCCGCUACAUUUCACGUGCACAAACGGGCACAGUGGGUGCGCGCUGCUCCUCCUGGACGCGGAGUGCGACAUAUCGCUAGGUAACGACCGGGGCGACACGGCCCUGCACUGCACUGCACGGUGGGGCCAUAUACCUCUGACUAACCUGCUCCUCCGGUACAAUGCUCCCCCUGGGAUUAAGAAUAAGGACGGUCUCCUCGCUCUACAUCUCUCCCAGUUCGACGAGCUGUUUACCAGGUAUGUGAAGCGUUGAGACGCGCAAUGGGACUAGUAUCGGCAGAGCAGAGUGAGGACGAUACAAGCUACACGGACUGCAACAGUCACAUCUCCAGUUCUAGUCCGAAUGUAGAGCGACGAGGAGAGGAGACCGAACCCUCCUCCUCCUCUAGGUGUAGCAGAGGCUUGAAAGAAGAGGCUGGGAUUGAGGGGACUGGGAAAAAUAGGAACUUGAAACUUCACUGGCGCUCAAUCUUGGAACGGCCCCGAAAAGUACUUUGCCAGACAGGACACCAACACCAGAUACUGACCCCUCAACCACACUUCCCGCCAUUCCCUCACAUUCCACAGAAAUCGGAACUGAACCUGAAAUGAACAGUCCUAUCAGCAGAUCUCUAGAUGAAUUAACCUCCUCUCGAGAGUCAAAUAAAACAAUAGGACCACGUGACAAAUCCCCAGAGCCGCGCGAUACGUCAUGUGACGAAUCCCCGGAGCCGCGCGAUAUGUCACGUGACAAAUUCCCGGAGCCGCGCGAUACGUCACGUGACUCUCCAGAAACCAGUACUGAUAACAGCGAGGUAGUGAGGGAACUGUUAUCAGAGUGUUUGCUGGAGGGAGAUGAUGAGUUUGGCGAGGACUGGGUCCUUCAGAACAGGCCUCUUAGUUUCUGUGAGGGUUGAGUUGUUAGGCGCACUGCACGUGCAUGACGUGGUGCGUCAUGCACUAGUUUUUAUUGUGGAAUCUUUGGUCUCUUGUAUAUAUUUGUAGUUCAUUUGAAUAAUUUGCAGAUGUUGUGCCUCUUCUCCCUAGUAUGUUAUAUUCCGAACAACUGGCAGCCACAAGAUUUGGAGGGGAGUUUUUUAAACACGUGUACGUUGUUUAUCGUUAAUUAAUAAUUAUGUAAGUUAUGUAUUAGAUAUCGAGAAUAUUUCCAGGGUUGCAAAUUGGGCAAAUUCAGGUUGUAAUUAACCUUAUCAAGAAAAACUUAUUAACUGGAAACAACCUUGAAAUUGAGUUCAAAAAGUUCACUCCCGUGUUAGUGAAGCUCUAGGCGUUGGGUUCAAGUUUUUAAUUUGCUUCAGACUCGCUUUCAGAAUCAUGUCAGUUAUACAGCUUGCUGUUUCUUGUCUUAUAUUUUAAUGUAUGCUAGCAGGAAACUAGGACCGUGUCCCAUAAACAGCAAAAUAAACAAAGAGCACACAACGUAACAUGGGUUUCUAGGAAUUUUCGCUGCCUUUUGACCGGGUCUGUUAUUGUGAGAUUUAAAUGUUGUCUAUUUUUGCUUUUUAGAUGUUUAAUGUUUUUACAACUCUUAUUUUA
Bolinopsis microptera is the source of this 4073-nucleotide messenger RNA. RefSeq names its product ankyrin repeat domain-containing protein 27-like. The transcript is spliced from 16 exons. Gene Ontology annotation, molecular function: SNARE binding; guanyl-nucleotide exchange factor activity. Gene Ontology annotation, cellular component: transport vesicle; neuron projection; early endosome. The record is from RefSeq and is a predicted model, not a curated record. Bases 161 to 2419 code for a protein of 752 amino acids. Gene Ontology annotation, biological process: early endosome to late endosome transport; neuron projection morphogenesis. Lineage: Eukaryota; Metazoa; Ctenophora; Tentaculata; Lobata; Bolinopsidae.